Messenger RNA from Malus domestica (apple), 739 nucleotides. NCBI's taxonomy places the organism in Eukaryota, Viridiplantae, Streptophyta, Magnoliopsida, Rosales, Rosaceae. The record is from RefSeq and is a predicted model, not a curated record.
UUUUCAAAAAAGGAAACCAAAUUAAUUGUUUUCCCAAACUCGACAGCGGACAGCCCGUGAAAGCGGGAAGCACGUGGAGCACCAGAGAGGUCCGAAAGCGGACAGGGCAACGCUCCUCGUGGAGGUAGGUGCGACGCUGGGUAAAUUGGUAAUUACAAUGUUUGCACCUGCAGAGAGAGAGAGAGAGAGAGAGAGAUAGCUGCCAUUUCUUCAGUUCCAGUGAGAGUGUGAGACACAGUGAAGACUGAAGUGCCUUUUUCAAUGUGGCAAUUAUUCGCCGCAGCUGUUGCGGCCUCCACAGGGCUCCUCGCCGGAAAACACAUCUUUUUCAAACCCACCGCCGAUACCGAUCCGCCCGCCGAUCACAAUGAGGAACACUGCCUGCACAGGCCCCUACAAUUUCUCCGUCGCGUCGGCAUUUCAGUCUCAGCCGCCUCCCUGGGAGACCAGCGACUUCGAGGAGCAACGAGAAGGGACGAUCUUUAGGUUUUCGAGCGAGGCGGCGUCGGGUCGCGGCGGGAGUGGGACGCGGUUCCGGUUGAGGAAGAGAACCGGUUCGAUCAAGAAGAAAGGGGUUGCUGCUGAGGCUGAGAGAUCUAACGGUACAGAACAGAGGAGGACUGCAAGGAGAGGUGUUGGAGUUUGCUUGAAGAGGAGGAAGACUGGGAAGAAUGUAGCUGCUACCAAAUGUGGAUCGUCUUCUUCCAAAGAUUCAACAUUAUUUUGGUUGGGGACUUAA